Messenger RNA from Leptidea sinapis, 7790 nucleotides. RefSeq names its product dual 3',5'-cyclic-AMP and -GMP phosphodiesterase 11-like (gene Pde11). Gene Ontology annotation, molecular function: protein binding; 3',5'-cyclic-AMP phosphodiesterase activity; 3',5'-cyclic-GMP phosphodiesterase activity. Lineage: Eukaryota; Metazoa; Arthropoda; Insecta; Lepidoptera; Pieridae. The coding region runs from base 555 to 3479 and encodes 974 amino acids. Gene Ontology annotation, biological process: signal transduction. The record is from RefSeq and is a predicted model, not a curated record. The transcript has 19 exons.
AGAACUCGCCGGCGCCAGUCGAUUUCCGAGCGCCGUGGGAUUCUCGCGUUCUACGCCGCGCUACCAUAUAUCGCGAUCACAACUUUGUGCACUGGAAACUUUCAAAGUUAUUUAUCUCCCGUAUCCCGCCCUGUUGCUAUCCCGGCUGACGGCUAUCAGGCGAGCCGCGUGUGCAGUGCUACCGAUCCCGUAUGCGAUAUCGGCGUGUUUUACAUUCGUUCUAUUUUUGAAUAUUCACUAAACGGUUCGCUUCUUAGUUUUCGAAACGCAGCCCGACAGUCGGGUUAACGGCCCCAGUGUGCAACGCCUCUUGUGUUUUUGUUAACGCAUAUUUGUUUUGUUAAUAACAACAUCUGUGGAUACCUCGACACGUUAUAACCCUUAAUGUCUGCUGCACCCGUGUAGUGCAUGCUGAAAGUGGUGAUGGAUAUGGAAUGACCUUUAAGUGGUAUUCCUGUGAUUAAUGUGGUAAUGACCAAUUGGUUUAAUGUAAGAUCUAUUAGUGACUAGUGUCGAACAGUGCUAGUGAUGUGAUUCUACGUAAGUGUCCUUGUAUGCCCGUUAUGUUCACGAAGCACGGCAGAACCCCAGAGCGGUGUUCUCACCUCUCACAUAGAAGCAAGAAGAAAAAGGCACCCCCGCACACACCCUGGAAAUACUUGAUGAAUUGCCCACUCGUUAGAAAAUGCUUCGGUCUUCAGCUGCGGAGUAUAGAAGAACCGCCAGGUGGCGCGGGCGGGGGCAUGCCCGCGCCAACCUGUUACGACGCGCAGUGUGCUCGCACAGAAGCCUGGCUCGACGAGAACCAGGAGUUCGUCCAUGAUUAUUUUUUAAGGAAAGCGACACGUCAAGUGGUGGAUGCGUGGCUGGUGUCACAUGCGACGCCACCCAGCGCCGAGCUCGCGUCUCCAUCCCGAGCUGGCUCCGGCUCUGGGGCGACUACACCCGUCAGGAAGAUAUCAGCACACGAGUUUGAACGCGGCGGUCUGUUGAAGCCUCUGGUCACUACUGUGGAUGGGACCCCCACCUUCCUGGGUGACCAGCCACACGCGACCCCCUCCAGACCUCAGCGACGGUCGCGACACGAGCUCAAACAGUUGGACGAGAAGGAGCUUAUAUUUGAAUUAGUGAAAGACAUCUGCAAUGAGCUGGAAGUGAGGGUACUCUGCCACAAAAUUCUCCAGAACGUCUCCAUCUUGUUGGAUGCAGAUAGAGGCUCAUUGUUCCUCGUUCAAGGAGAGAAGGCGUCCUCACCUAAGCCACAGAAUGGCAGGUGUUUGGUGUCGAAGCUUUUCGACGUGUGCUCGAAAUCAACGCCAGAGCAGAUGGAGCAACUUGAGGAGAUCAGGAUACCUUGGGGAAGCGGUAUCGUGGGCUACGUGGCUGAGAGUGGUGAACCUGUUAACAUACCUGACGCCUACAAGGAUGAGAGGUUCAACCACGAUAUCGACCAGCAGACGGGCUACAAGACCCGCUCUCUACUCUGUAUGCCUAUUAAGGAUAUCAAUGGAGAAGUCAUCGGAGUGGCGCAGGUAAUAAAUAAACAAAACGACGGAAUCUUCACGCCGACCGAUGAGAAAGUGUUCGCGUCGUAUCUGCAGUUCUGUGGGAUCGGUCUACGGAACGCAACGCUCUACGAGAGGUCCCAGCUCGAGGUGAAGAGGAACCAGGUGCUGCUGGACCUCGCCAGGAUGGUGUUCGAGGAGCAGAGCACGAUAGAGUUCAUGGUGUUGAGGAUACUGACACACACACAGAGCCUGAUACGAUGCCAACGGGUGCAGGUACUGCUAGUCCACGAGGCAUCCAAAGGCAGCUUCUCGCGAGUGUUCGACCUGGAGGCAGGCGAUGACGCCGAGCCCGGUACUCCACGGACUUCGCCCUACGAGAGCAGAUUCCCGAUCAACAUUGGCAUAACGGGAUAUGUGGCUACUACUGGUGAGACGGUGAACAUACCUGACGCAUACAUGGACCCUCGCUUCGACCCGUCAGUGGACGAGGGUGCUGGCUUCAAACACAAUACCAUACUGUGCAUGGCUAUCAAAAACUCUGAAGGUCGCAUCAUUGGUGUCAUACAGCUCGUCAACAAAUUCGACGACCUCCUGUUCACCAAGAACGAUGAGAACUUCGUGGAAGCGUUCGCGAUAUUCUGCGGUAUGGGGAUCCACAACACACACAUGUACGAGAAGGCGAUCACCGCGAUGGCGAAACAGAGUGUCACUCUAGAUGUGUUAAGUUAUCACGCUUCAGCCUCAUUGGACGACGCGCACAGAUUGCGGACGCUAAGGAUACCGUCUUCCGCGCACUUCAAACUUCACGAUUUGGAGUUCGACGAUAUCGAGAUGUCAGACGAGGAGACAGUCCGCGCCUGCCUGCGGAUGUUCCUCGACCUGGACUUCGUGGAGAGGUUCCACAUCGACUACGGCGUCCUGUGCCGCUGGCUGCUCAGUGUCAAGAAGAACUACCGCAACGUCGCUUACCACAACUGGAGGCACGCCUUCAAUGUCGCUCAGAUGAUGUUCGCUAUUCUCACUGAAACCCAGUGGUGGAAGAUAUUUGGCGAGCUCGAGUGUCUGGCGCUCAUCAUCGGAUGUCUGUGUCAUGACCUGGACCAUCGGGGGACCAAUAACUCGUUCCAAAUUAAAGCAUCUUCACCCCUCGCACAGCUAUAUUCCACCUCGACCAUGGAGCAUCAUCAUUUCGAUCAGUGCCUCAUGAUUCUCAGCUCUCCCGGGAACCAAAUCCUGGCAAACCUGUCAUCUGAGGACUACGAGAAGGUGGUCAAAGUCUUGGAGGAUGCAAUCCUAUCUACCGACCUGGCUGUGUACUUUAGCAAACGCAAGGCGUUCAUAGAGGCGGUGAGUUCGGAGCGGUCGGUGUCGGUGACAGGUGCGAGUGGGCCGGUGUCGGCCUCGUGGAGCUCGUGCGGCGAGAGGCGCGGCCUGCUGCGAGCCAUGCUGAUGACGGCGUGCGACCUGGCCGCCAUCACCAAGCCGUGGCCAGUCGAGCGCCGAGUGGCCGCACUCGUAGCCGGCGAGUUCUUCCGCCAGGGAGACCUGGAGCGACAGAACCUGAACCUCACGCCUAUUGACAUAAUGAAUAGGGAUAAGGAAGACCAACUACCGGCUAUGCAAGUGAAGUUCAUUGAUACGAUUUGUCUGCCCAUCUACGAGGCGUUUGCGGUGCUAUCACCCGCGCUACAGCCGUUGUUGGACCGCGUGAAGAGCAAUCGAGCGCAUUGGAUCGAGCUGAAUGACCGCAACGAGAAGUUCGAUUAUGGCCAGGAGCUGCACAAUGACAAGUCCAGCAACAGCUCUCACGUGGACGACACGGAGCCCUACGAGGGCGACAGCAGCGGCGCCGUGAGCCUCUCCUCCGAGACCAACUCCAGGUACGACAACCUGGAGAACCCUGUGGUGGGGCUGGUGUGCAGCAACGCCCUGAUGCGGGACAAGUUCUGUCAUAUCAAUGAUGUCAACUAGGUGGUUAGGGCGACCAGUGGCCAACUGUCAGGGUGAUUCUUCUGUCUAUUAAGACGAGACAGUUAUUCAAAGCAGAAGAAGCAAAGACCGGUAACGCUCGGACCAAUCGUCUAUACCAGUAUAAUACAUAUACUAUAUCAGAUAGAUUCAAUGUUUAAGUUUAUGGAUAAUGCGUCAUUUGGACUGUCGACUUAGUGGUUAAAGCGCUGGGGCGAAUCCCGAGAGGCGCGGGUCCAAAUCCCGCAUCGUCCAAAAUACUAGUUUGUAAAUUAAAUUUAUGUAUUUAACCCAGAAGCGAAGGAAAUCACUUUAAAAAUAAUAAAUUACUUAGGAAUGAAAGAAUAACAUCUAAAGUCAAUUUUCUAAUAUGCAUUUACUUAUUUGGCUUAGUAGAUGGCGCUGAAACGAGAGAGGAACUCACCAAGAUUUAUGGAUAGUACAUUAUUCGGAUUGUAAUUAUUAUGACGGGUACACACGAUAUAUAUUUUAUUAAUUUGGUGCUGAUAUUUCGAUCCAAUUGCAUGAAUCGUGGUCACGGCGGAACUGUGUGGUUAAAGCGGUGGGCGUAUCUCGAGAGGUGCGCGUUUGAAUCCCGCUCUGUCCAUAAAUAUUGGUAUUUACAUUAAAUUUGUAUAUUUAAUCCCAGAAGUGAUGAAAAUCAUUUAAAAAUAAGAAAUUGAUUCAAUAUUAAUAAAUGUAAUAUCGUUCGUAUUAUAACUUGGUUUAGGCAAAACUUGUAUCCUUACUUGUAUCCAUGUAUUAAGUGUUAAUUCGGUCUGAACGGAAGAGAAAACGCAAUAUAUACAGUAAACAAUUUUAUUACUUGUUUUCUUUAAUUAUUGUACCUAUUUUGACGUCAAUAAAAGAAUCGUACAAGAAUAAUAAUGUACAUAAGAUACAAAAGAUGAAGUUACUUUUAACACUCACAACGAUCGAUUACUUAUAAUAUACAACUACUAAAUAUUAGUUCAUAUUGUAAGUUAUUAUAUCUAUGUAUAAAUAACACGAUUUUAUAUCAAAUCUAUGUAAACACUAUCUUCAAUUAUUAUUAUUAAAUAAUUCUCGAAAAUUGCUUUGAAUAGUUUGCCAUUGGCCGCGUAUCCUUAAAGCCGAAACAGAUGAUCGAUUAAAAGUAGAUAGUUUCAAUUAUAAAAUCUCUUAUCUUUUUUAGUCGCUCGUCUGUGUUGUGCCUAAGUGUAUUGUAUGUAGUUGUAGUAGGUGUGCUUGCGAUGUGGACUGUGUGAUAUUUUAUAGAUGAUAAUAAUUUUAGUGGAAUUAGGAAUUCGCUUAGCGCCAGGCGUAACUUCGAAGACGUCGUUCCAUUGAUGCAUUAUUUUUGUAACUACACUACUUAGGUCUAACGUAACCAGCGAUGGAUAUAUAAAUACAGUGAUAGUUCUGAUUCAUUUACCUCAGUCAUCUAUUCCUACUACGUAAUUGAUAACACGAAUGUUUUUCGUGUGUUCUAGCUAUUUAUGUCAUUUACGAUAUCUCGUAAGAUAUAUCCUAAUUGAAUUUAGGUUUAUUGUUUCGGGGCCUAACUAUAUUAAUUAAUGUAACCAGAAUACCAAAAAAAAUUUUUCUAGUUAGGUCGCUCUAAAUUAUUGCUUAUUCGGACCCGGAUAUGUAUGGGGAAUUGUUAUUAGAUAUACAGUUAUUGUAGCAAAGCUUAUUUUUGUGUUAGUAAGGUUCGUUCUGUGUCCAUAAUUGGAGCAAAUUUUAUCUGUCGUAGUUCUUGUAUGGACAAUAAAACUUUGGGUCAGUGCUAGCGAAGUUGUGCAAACGGUGUUAAACUACGUGUUUAUCGAGUUGAGAGAUGUAAUUCAUUCGUUACUAGCUGGCCCAUUUAGUUGAUUCGUUUUGUAAAUAUCUUAAGUGAAUGUUUAGCGAUUUAACGUAAUUGAGUACUUACUUAUAUAUUUUGUUUUAGGUUCAUUGCUCGCUUUAAUAGUAGACAGGAAUGUCUCAGAAUAGAAAUUCGGAAAGCGUCAAUAAAAUUAGUAAAGUUUGCUUCCAGCAGUUUGGCGGUCCAUUUAUAUUUAGUUGGAACGUAGAUUCUGUAAAAUAUAAAAGUUACAUAUCAAAUUAUCAGUAACUACUACAAUGAUAGUGAAUUCCUUAAAUCUUUAUUUAUAGUUUCGAUGUGUUUCAUCACAAGAUGCUAAACUGUCUUUAUUCAUUGAUUAUCGGGUUACGAAAACUUUAGAUGUAACGGCUUACGUAUAAACGAACUAUAACCACGUCUUGUCAUCGAUCUUAUAAUCCAGAGAGUCCGUAGAGUAACUCUGUACGAUCUGUCAUCACCCUUUAUUAGACGUCUGUGUGAAAAUCCACGCGUGUUGUUUAUGUGAACGGCUUAUUGUAACUCAAUAGACUGCCACACAUGUAGCUGCCGUGGCAGAACCACUAUCGCCUGUAGAUGCUAUCCUGAACAUGCCACGGCACAGUACUAGCACAUGAGACAUUUCAUCCGGACUGUCAGUUUGAUGUGAUCGGUAUCAUUUUGCAUUUCGCUACAACUAAACAAAUUUUUAACUGUUUGUACGAAAACCGUGGAAUUAAAAAUAGUCUGAAGUGUGUGGACCGCCUUAAAUAUAGUGUUGUUAUUGAAUUGUGGUUAGAUUAGACCAUGUAACCAUUCCAAUUAACUUCUCAUACAAACAUUGUAUAAUUAUGUCGUCUACUAACUGAAACGUCAAUUAUGAUAAGUGAAUAUCAAUCUUGUGUAAUUAAAAUUUGAGUUCAAAAUCAUUUGUGCUUGUGCGUGUUACGAUAUAUUAGGUAUAGUCAAGUAACAGUCUAACUUUAUCUAGUUAAUAACUACAGUUUAUCUAAUACCACCGUUUUUAAAGAGUUUAAACUGUUUACUAAUUUUUAUCGGGUUGAUAAAUUGUUGAUUUAAAAAAUGUAAAUCUUUCUAUAUCGCUUAGACGCUUGAUAUGGAAGAAAUAAAUUCAUAUCUACAUCCAAUCCAACAUUUUAAAAUAUCUAAGUAAUAGGGUAUGACGAUUACAACACUAUGAAAUUUUGUAUUUUCUAAAACUAUAUAAAUCACAUACAGUAUGGAUUGCAUAUCUAUGAAAUAAAUAAAAAUAUAAGAAAUACUAGUGCAUAGAAGUAAAAAAGUGAAAUUUACAAACAAAAUAAAUAUUUAAAUAAAUUUAGAAUGACUAAACUCUCUGUACUGACAAUGUACAUUGACCUCUGGAGCAAAUCACGAUUUCGGCUUUUGAAGUCACCUCAAGAUGUGGCAAGGAGCGAGAAGCAAACAGUCGGCAACGUCGCUUUAAAUCUGUUCGAUGAACGACCAGUGACUUUGAGCUUGAAGCGCGCGGGAUGGCAACAUCGCAUAUUUGGUGUUCAAAUAUUCAAAUUCAUUGAAUCAUUGACCUAGUGAUAUUAUUUGCUCAAAAUGAAAAGUCUACAUUUUGAACUAAUUAGUAAAUGCAAUAACAAGUGUGUAGCCUCAUUUAAUUCAUAUAUGCAAAAUCCAUACUGUAUUACAUGCACUCUGGCCGUACACUGUGCUUAUGUCUAAAUUAAGUACUUACUGUAUUGAUUUGAUACCAACAAGUAGCAAAUGUUGAUUAAAACUUAAAUAUGAUUGAAAGUCCGGUCGUGCAGCGACGAAAGCGAUAGAACCAGUCCAAUGAACGAAUUUUUUGCUACGCGCCUGAAGUUCGAUAUAUAUUAAAACAUUGAUUUAAUAUAUAUAAGAAGAUUAUGCCUAUUUAUGCAUAAAAGAUGAUUGUAACAGGUUUUAAUCGUAUUAUAUUUUUUGUAUAUUAUGUAUAUUUUGUCAUAUUUUUUGCUUUAUAUAAAAUCACAACAGUUUUAAUACCCUCAAUUAAUGACCUUUGAAGUAACACCCUAUACCUAUUGAUAAUAUUAUAUUACAUUUCAUAUUUAAUAUUCUCCAACACUCUUUAUUGAGUAUAAUUAUUAAAACAAUUCCAAUAAAUUUUUAAAAUAAAUCAAUUUGCUAUCGACAAUUCGCCGUCGUUAAAUAUAUGACCAAUUUUUUUAAUGUUCUUAACAAAUAUUAUAUUGAAGUAGACAAAACUAUUUUGUAAUUGGAAUAACUCUCUCUAAGCGUUAGAUUAGAUAACUACAAUAAAAAUCUCAAAUUAUUGUAGUAUGAUGAAUGUACAAUGUUAACAUAAGAUUGCUGUAAGUAUUAUUAGUACCUAAUUAGUAAAUUUACGAUCGUAAUUCAAUAUGACGUAUUGUAUGAUGUGUGGACUAGUUAUGGAGGUUGUUUUGUUCCAAACAAAAAUGUUAUUUAUUUAUGAAUAAACCAAUUUUGAGAAA